Messenger RNA from Mucor velutinosus, 1086 nucleotides. RefSeq lists its product as uncharacterized. The coding region runs from base 1 to 1086 and encodes 361 amino acids. Gene Ontology annotation, molecular function: ATPase activator activity; protein-folding chaperone binding. Gene Ontology annotation, biological process: protein folding; positive regulation of ATP-dependent activity. The record is from RefSeq and is a predicted model, not a curated record. The transcript is spliced from 8 exons. Gene Ontology annotation, cellular component: cytosol. NCBI's taxonomy places the organism in Eukaryota, Fungi, Mucoromycota, Mucoromycetes, Mucorales, Mucoraceae.
AUGGCUGAUAUGAGAAAUGUCAACAACUGGCAUUGGGUCAACAAAGACUGUAGACAUUGGGCUAAAAACUACUUGACAGAGAAAUUGGUCGGUACAUCAGCCGCUAGAGACAGCUCACAGGUAGUCAUUACCAGCUUAGAUGAGUGCACAGGUGAUGUAGACCUCAAUCAGCGCAAGGGCAAAUUGCUGGCAAUCUACGAUGUUGCUUUGAAGAUGAGCUGGCAAGGCAAGCUAAAAGAUGGCUCUACUGUGUACGGAAACAUCACUGUACCUGAAGUCGCUUAUGAUACUGACAUGGAUGACUAUGUCUUCGAUAUCCAAAUCAAUAGUGGCUCAGGGGAUGAAAUCAAAAGACUCAUUCGAUCGGAUCUAGUGCCAUUAAUUGCUGCAAAGUUUUCCCAUCUUACUCGUGAUUUAGUGGAUCAACACAGCUCUGAUUUGUAUGCGGAUAAGAACUCGGCGCCAUCCACACCAGAAUUGGUGCAACGAAAGAAUCGCAAUGCAGCAACCACGCCCUCUUCUGCAGCAACGAAGAUUGUCGAGGAUAAGGUAGUCAAGACGAGCAUCAUUGAGCAUUCCUGUGAUUUUACGGGAGCGACCCCCAGAGAGAUAUAUGAGACCCUGUUAGAUCCUCAACGUGCUGCAAUUUGGUCACAUGGAAAGGCUAAAGUGUCAAAGCGCAUUGGCACUGAUUUUGAACUGUUUGAUGGAAAUGUUCAUGGUACUUUGAUGCAAGCAACACCAGGAAAGAGUAUCAUGCAGACAUGGCGGCUCAAGAAUUGGCCUCAAGGCCAUUUCUCUACUGUUACCCUAACAUUCAAAGAAACGCAAGAGGGUACAACAGUCAAGGUAAAUCAAGUAGGAGUACCUGUUGGGCAAGAAGAGGCGAUUCGCAAGAAUUGGAUGGGCUAUUACUGGAAUGCCAUCAAAGACAGUCUAAAUAAGGGACAGUUACAGCAUUUACCUAUUCAAAAUGACCCAUUACUCGGUUUGCUUGAUACCAAGUAUUUGAUUUUGUGUAUUUUCAUGACAGUCUUGAUCAUUGCGUUUACUGCAUAUCAAGUAGCUCCAACAAUAAAGAUGUAA